Molecule: messenger RNA, 2138 nt
Organism: Mangifera indica (mango)
Lineage: Eukaryota; Viridiplantae; Streptophyta; Magnoliopsida; Sapindales; Anacardiaceae
Product: sugar transporter ERD6-like 7
Exons: 17
Coding region: 464-1912 (482 amino acids)
Biological process (GO): transmembrane transport; carbohydrate transport
Cellular component (GO): membrane
Molecular function (GO): sugar transmembrane transporter activity
Source: RefSeq, a predicted model, not a curated record
UAUGAUUUUCAUGGAGUUUCAGUCUUAGCCUUCCUCCUCCAUUCAUUUCUUCUAUCAGUUUUAAUGCAAACGACAAACUACAUCAACUUGUUCUACUCUUCAAACGUUUUUUUCUGGAGUUAGUUUUUAAGAGCACAUGGUGCCAGUGAAGAUCCAGAUGAAUAAAAAAAAUUCUAUGCAUGUUUAAUGUGUACGGUGUUACUGUGUUACCAGUGUUUGUAUAUUAUGAAAUAAUGAAGGAAUUUUCGAGGAAGAAUUAAUUACUGCAUACCUAACCUAGAAGUUCCCAUAGGGUAUUUUUUUGGUGAACUUUUCCGCUGUCUAUAUAUAUAUAUGUAGCACUAAAAAAUUAGAUGGAGAGUAGAAAUUCCCUAGCUUUCAUUUUCGGCAAAUCUUCUUCAUCUUGAAAACAUUUCUUUGAACUUCUUCUCUUUGCCAAAUUUAGACAAGUUAAAUAAGCAGUAUGGCCAUCAAAGAGGAAGAUGGUAACGACGGUUUGAAUGAAAAUAUAAGAGAGCCACUUAUGCAGCGAGAGAAGAACCUAGCUGAUGAGGGAGGUGUAUCCGAAGGUGAAACAAGCAGCAAAGGAAAAUUUGGUAUGGUUUACCUCAGCACAUUCAUUGCGGUGUGUGGCUCUUAUGCAUUUGGAUCUUGUGCAGGCUAUUCAUCUCCUACUCAGGAUGCUAUCAGGGAAGAUCUUUCUCUAUCUCUAUCUGAGUAUUCGGUGUUUGGUUCCAUUCUUACAUUUGGUGCCAUGAUCGGCGCAAUCACAAGUGGCCCUAUUGCUGACUUUAUAGGUCGAAAAGGGGCAAUGAGAGUUUCAAGUUGUUUUUGUGUUGCAGGGUGGCUUGCUAUUUAUUUCGCGGAGGGGGCAAUAUCUUUGGAUAUAGGAAGACUGGCUACAGGAUAUGGAAUGGGAGUCUUCUCUUAUGUGGUGCCAGUUUUUAUAGCUGAAAUUGCACCCAGGAAUCUUCGGGGAGCACUAACAGCCGUCAAUCAGCUUAUGAUCUGUACUGGAGUGUCUGUUGCCUUCAUAAUUGGGACAUUUAUAACGUGGAGGGCUUUAGCUCUAACAGGACUAAUCCCAUGUGCUAUUUUGCUUUUGGGUCUCUUCUUCAUUCCAGAGUCUCCUAGGUGGCUGGCAAAGAGAGGAAAGGGCAAAGAGUUUGAAGCUGCACUACGGAAACUCCGUGGCAAGGAUGCUGAUAUCUCUCACGAGGCAUCUGAAAUCCAGGACUACAUAGAAACUCUUGAACGCCUCCCAAAGGCCAGAGUGCUGGAUUUAUUUCAAAGAAGAUACUUGCGCUCAGUCACUAUUGGAGUCGGAUUGAUGUUCUUUCAACAAUUUGGGGGAAUCAACGGAAUCUGCUUUUACACCAGCUAUAUAUUCGAGUCAGCAGGAUUUUCUUCCAGCAUUGGAACCAUAACUUAUGCUGUUCUUCAGGUUAUUGUUACAGCCCUGAAUGCAGCUAUAAUCGACAGAGCCGGAAGAAAACCCUUAUUAUUGAUUUCUGCAACAGGACUAGUUACGGGCUGUUUACUCACUGGGGUUUCAUUCUAUCUAAAGGUUCACGAAUGGGCUCUUUCGUUGGUUCCUGCUCUUGCUGUGACCGGAAUUUUGGUCUACAUAUGUUCUUUUUCAGCUGGAAUGGGUGCGGUUCCUUGGGUCGUAAUGUCUGAGAUUUUUCCAAUAAAUAUUAAAGGAGUUGCUGGAAGCCUAGCAACAUUAAUGAACUGGUUUGGUGCAUGGGCAGUGUCCUACACUUUUAAUUACCUCAUGAGUUGGAGCUCUUAUGGUACUUUUAUUCUUUAUGCUGCAAUCAACGCUUUUGGUAUAUUGUUCGUGGCGACAGUCGUACCUGAAACAAAAGGGAGAAGCUUGGAGCAAAUUCAAGCAGCCAUUAAUGCAUAGAGAAGCAGAAACAGAAUGAACUCUCUUGUCUCUAGGAAAUUUUCCUUUGAACUUUUGCCUGCACCAUCAUAAAUAGUGAGAGAUGGAAAAUGUUCAGAAGAAGAAUAACCUUCCAUGCUGUCCUGCUCAAACAAUUCAGUGGGAUGUAUUCUGAAAUCCAUGUCAUUUGCAGAAAAAAACUUUUGCUAAUUAAGGAGAAUGAAAAUUUAUUAUCUUUGAACUAGAA